GUCAUGUGACUGGGGCGGAGAGGCGGCCGUUGCGCUGUUGCCCUGCGCUUUCUAUUUAUCGUGGGCUCCGGACGGGGCUCCAGCUGGUCGCUGCGGGGACGGACGGGCGAGCAUGUGGGGGCGAGCGGCGUGUCCGGCCUGGCCGGCCUUGCUGUGGCUGGCCGUGUGGAGCGGCGUGCGGGCCGACCACUCCUUCACUUACCCGGAGCUGUGCGGACAUACCUGGGAGGCAAUUGACACAGAGAAGGAAACAAUUUACAAAAUAAACCUCUGUACGCCAUUACAAUGUGGGCAAUUGAGUGCCAUCUGUGCUUACAAUUCCUCGCAAAAAAGCAACUAUUCAGUGGGUGACUUUGCACUAAGGACUGGGCUUGUGCAUCACUUUGAGUACAACACUACCCAAAAGUGUUCAGAACAAAAGACUGUCCAAAGUAGCAUCAAUUUCUUUUGUGGGAAAACCUUGGGCACCCCUGAAUUUGUGACAACUUCUGAAUGUGUGCACUACUUCGAAUGGAAGACUUUUGUAGCUUGUAAGAAGAGCACUUUCAACCCUAUAAAAGAGAUUCCUUGUUACGUGUUUGACGAAGAUGGGAAGAAACGGGAUUUGAAUCCACUAAUAAAGAUCUCAGGAGGCUAUUUGGUUGAUUCUCCAGAUGAAGAUGACUUCUAUAUCAAUAUUUGUAGAGAUAUAAGUCCUUUGGACGAGACCUCUGCAUGUAAACCUGGCAGUAGUGCCUGCUUAUUGAAAGGAUCUACUGUAUUUGAUGUUGGCCACCCAACAGAUGCUUUGAAACUGGCUGGCAAAGACAGACUAGUACUUCGUUAUUCCAGAAGUUAUUCUGGAGGUGAGAAGCCACCAGAUUUUUGUGGAGAACAUGAGCCUGCAGUAACCAUUACUUUAAUCUGUCCUCCUGGAAGAAGAGAGGGUACAAACCCCAAGAUGAUUGCCAGUGUUAACUGUCGCUAUGAAAUUGAAUGGAUGACUGAAUAUGCUUGCCCCACAGAUUACCUAAUGAGCAAUAACUGCAAGCUUAACAGUGAACAGCACGACAUCUCCAUUGACCUGACUCCCCUUGCCCAGCCCGAUUCUGGUUCAUACCUCGUUGUCCCCAAGAGUGAGGGCACUAUUGACGAAUACUUCUAUUACCUGAAUGUGUGUGGAGAGACCAAGUCUGGAGGCUGCUCUGAUGCAAAGGGUUAUGUGGCAUCAUGUCAAGUUAAAAGAGGGGGCCAUUUGCGCAAGGUUGCAGGGCGUUACAAAAAUCAGACACUCAGGUAUUCAGAUGGUGAUCUGACAUUGACAUUACCCGAUGGUAAUUCUUGUAGUUCAGGAUUUCGGCGAAUGACGAUAAUAAACUUCCACUGUAAUGAAUCAGCUGUCGAGGAAGGAAGGGGUAAACCAGAAUUCAGUGCUGAAGUUGACUGCACAUAUAUCUUUGACUGGGGUACAAAGUAUGCUUGCGUAAAAGAAAAAUACCUUCUCUGUCAGACCUCUGAUGGAAAGAAGCGAUAUGAUCUCUCACCAUUGACUCGAUAUGCAGCAAAGGAUGUUCCUGAAUCGGACAACACGCGCAACUGGGAGGUGCUGGGCAGUGACCUGGUGAAGUCUGAUCGUGAACAGAUCUAUAUUAACGUGUGCCACAAAGUACUCAAGGAUAGUCGAACAGCAGGAUGUCCUGACGAUGCAGCGAUCUGUUCUGUGGGUCAAGGUAGAGUAAAGAGCCUUGGGAAAUUCGUUUCGGCUCCGAAAAAAGAAGGCAACAACAUUCAGCUUGUAUAUUCAGAUGGUGACUUGUGUAGGGGAAACGAUCGAAGCAAAACUAUCAUUACUUUUGUUUGUAAUCCCGGGGAUCUGGAGAGUCCUCCUAUCCUGAAGUCUGGGCUGGAUGGGUGCUUGCAUGAAAUUGAAUGGCACACGGCAGCUGCUUGCACCUUAUCUAAAACUCAGGGAGAUCACUGCAGGGUUUCUGAUCCAGAUGCUGGCUUCUUCUUUGACCUUUCGUCCCUGACCAAGCAGAAUGGCAGAUAUGAAGUUAAAUCUAAGAAGUAUAACUUUUACAUCAACGUCUGUGGCAAUGUAUCUCAUGAGCACUGUGAAGCAAAUUCAGGUGCCUGUCAGGUUGCUCUAGAUGAUGAUAAGACUUGGAGCCUGGGAGUAUCCAACUCCAGACUGUGGUAUUAUGAUGGGAUCAUUCAUCUGACCUAUACAAAUGGGACACCAUACAACAAUCAGCACCACACGCAGCGAUCGGCGCUCCUCAUGUUCCUGUGUGACUGGGAUGCAGGAGUAGGACAUCCAGAAUUUGAGGAGGAAGAUGAACACACUUAUAAUUUCAAGUGGUACACUGAAUAUGCUUGUCCUGAAGUGCCAUUGGAGUGCAUAGUGACUGAUCCGCAUACAAAGCAGCAGUAUGACUUGUCAAGCUUAUCAAAGUUCGAAGAGAGUGAUGAAAGUAACUGGUUCGCCAUGGACACGUCAACAAGUGACCGUAAGAAGUAUUACAUCAAUGUUUGCCGGCCACUGAAUCCAGUCCAAGGAUGUGAUCGCCAUGCAGCAGUAUGCCAGAUGAAGUAUGAAAGAGACGCAACGGGUGCACUUUAUGAAAAAGUAUCCAUUAGUAAUCUGGGGAAGGCCAAAAAUGGCCCCAAGCUAGAAAAAGGUGGACAGAUUAUCCUGGAAUAUAUAAAUGGCUCUGUGUGUACCAAUUCCGAAGGUGCUCAGACCUCUUACACUACACGUAUUCACCUGAGUUGUUCAACUGAAUCGUCCACAGGUCCAAGAUUCAUUGACCAGAAGAACUGUAUGGUCACCUUUCUGUGGGAAACUGAAGCAGCCUGUCCUGUUACAACAACUGAGGACAAGGAAUGCUCAUUUAAAGAUCCUAACACUGGUUUUGUCUUCAACUUUCUGCCUCUGGCUUCGAGCACUGGUUACACUGUGACUGGGAACCAAGUAACAUUUAAGCUCAACAUCUGUGGUGGUUUAGAUGAAUGUGGUAAAAUAGAAAACAAGACAGCAACCGGGUGUGAAAUGCAUGGACAGAACCCAACUCGUCCAGUUGGAUCAGAAACUGCAUUUCAGGUUUCUACUGAUGGUCUCAUAACACUUAUAUACAAAGGUACAAUGUUGGUAGAGUCAGGAUUGUGGGAUACAUUCAUUAUCCGUUUUGUCUGUGACACUAAUUCAUAUCCUGGAAGACUCACCUUUCUGAGAGAAGAAAUUGGGACUAUGGCACACGUCCACGACACCAUCUUUGAAUUUUAUACUUCAUUGGCUUGUUUCCCUGCUCCAGUUGUUUGUCUUGUCAGUGAUGCAGAAGGCAAUGAAUAUGACCUGAGUGAGCUUGCGAAGGACAAAGAUCCUUGGAUUGCAGUUGACACAGCUGAAGAUGGGAAAAAACGUACAUUUUAUCUAAAUGUCUGCAAACCCUUGCCUCCAGUUGAUGGUUGUCCAGGUGGUGCUAUAGGAUCUUGUGUAAAGUAUGCUGAUAAGAGUCAGAACUUGGGUUACGUUCAGAUGCGUCCACAAGCUGGGACUGAUGGUUCCCUCAGUAUUGUCUAUCGGAACGGUGACAAGUGCAAAGGCAAUCAGCGCUAUUCUACACGUAUUCUCUUCCAGUGCGGUGAAGUCCCAGGUUCCCCAGUAUUUGAAGAUGAUGAUGAGUGCGAGUUUCUUUUUGUGUGGCGUACUCCUGCUGCAUGUCCAAUUCGUAGGGCCCAAGGUGAAAAUUGCCAAGUUAAGGACCCCAAGUAUGGUUAUGUACUUGACCUGCACUCACUUGCAAAUGAAAAUUAUCAGAUUAAAGUUGAUGACUACACGUACUACUUCCGUGUUUGUGACCGCUUAAGAGACAUCAGGUGUGGAGAUGAUGCGGGCAGUCAGGCAGAUGCAGUUUCAGCAUGUCAGAUAAAAGGAAAUAAUCACAAGAUUGCUGGACGAUUUACUCAGAAGCUAACCUAUGAAGAUGGAUUGAUAAUGAUAAACUAUACCAGAGGGGAUGUUUGCCAUAGAAUCUACGAACGAUCAACAGCCAUCCUGUUCUACUGUGACCACAGGCAAACUCCAGGCAAGCCAGUGUUUCUGAGGGAAACCCCAGACUGCACAUACCUCUUUGAGUGGCAUACGUCAUAUGCUUGCCCACCUUUCAGAUCUAUUGAAUGUACUGUAAGGGACAGCGAUGGGAAUUCCUAUGACCUCUCCUCUUUAUCACAGUCCCAAGAGAACUGGGAGAUAGAGCAGCAGCCAGGUGUUGGGCAGAAGUACUACAUCAAUGUCUGCAAGUCAUUGGUUCCACAGAAUGGCAGCUGGGAUUGUCCCUUCAGAGCAGCUGCCUGCCUGAAGGAUGGCAGCAAGUACACCAGUCUUGGGGAGGUGUCUGCUGGACCCAGGUGGGAGCAGCCAGGUCUGCUCAUCCUGCAGUAUGAAAGUGGGGACCAAUGUCCUGAUGGAAUUCGCAAUAAAACAACAACCAUACGGUUUAAGUGCGAUGAAAAUGCAAUUAACACAAAGCCAUAUUUGAUCACUGCCAUUCAAGAUUGCAAGUAUACGUUUUUGUGGUUUACUGCCGCUGCCUGUCCAGUGACCAAGAACAUACACAAUCAGUGCAUGGUGACUAACCCCAUUACAGGGCACCUAUUUGACCUAAACACGCUGCGAACCAGACAGGGUCACAUUGUAUAUGACCACAAAAACAGAGACAAAUUCAUUCGCCUUAAUGUUUGCGAUAAGGUGGAGAACACUGGAUGUUCAGGUGGUAAUGUUGGUGUGUGUAUCAUAGAAGGUCAGAAUGUGAUCAACGCAGGGCGUUUCAGCAACAAAUUGACUUACAUCGAUCGUGUAUUGAGACUCACAUAUGAUGGAGGUGAUCUCUGCUCCAGCAACCCUGCACUUCAUCACAGAAGUAUCUUCAGCUUUGUCUGUGGCUCAGGUGCGGGUGCAGGUACUGGUCCAGUUCUGGUGGCUUCGGAUGAGAAGACCUGCACUCAUUAUUUUUCUUGGCACACACAGCUGGCCUGUGAACAUGAGGUGAGAUGUUCAGUGAAGAACGGUAGCUCAAUCAUUGACCUGAGUCCUCUGAUCCAGAAGAAUGGGUAUUAUACAGCAGAGGAUGAAGAUGUGACUGAUGGCCAAGGUGACUCGCCUGAUUUUUACAUCAGUCUUUGCCAGCCACUGAUCCCUCUGCCAGGGAUUACCUGCCCCCCUGGUUCAUCUGUGUGUAUGGAUCCCGUGGAUGGGCCGCCUGUGGCCAUUGGUUAUAUCUCUGGACCUCCACAGAUUAAUACGGUGACACAGGAGAUCUACAUUUCUUUUACGAGCAACACCACUUGUCAAACCAACAAGAAAUUUACUUACGACUCCCUCAUUGUAUUUCAUUGCGUCAGAGACGUAGACCUGGGAAGACCAAAAAUGAUGAGAAAAUCAGAGUGCAGUUACGUAUUUGAAUGGGCAACUCCUCUGGUCUGUCCAGAUUCAGUGGUUAUAUCUGGCUGUUCACUAACUGAGCAACAGUUGCAUUACACAUUCGAUUUAUCUCCUUUAACAGGAGGGAAAUAUCAGGUUCAGUCUGGACAGAGGACGUAUCACCUUGAUGUAUGUGCGGACGUAACAGAUGUGCCCGGCAAUAAGUGUAAAGACAGUGCUGUCUGUUUGGUCUCAGGAAACAAAGCUGCCUCCUUUGGCAAUCCAAAGGCAAUGACGCUAGAGUACAAACACCAGGACCAAGCCUUAAUUUUGCACUACGGCAGUACAGAACUGUGCCCAAAAGUUACCAGAACUGGAAAGCUGUGCACAUUUCCUUUCAAAUUCCUUGGGACGUCUUACAGUGAGUGCAUUACAACAGGAAGAACCGAUGGAUUGCUGUGGUGUGCGACAACCAGUGACUAUGACAAGGAUAGACAAUGGGACUUCUGCAGCAAUGCGACUGCAACUCGGAGAUCAACGAUCAUCUUCAGAUGUGAUGACAUGGCUGAGGUCGGGAGUCCUGAGGUGUUGAGUGAAACUCUCGAUUGUUCGACAGUGUUUGAAUGGAGGACGAGUGUUGUUUGUCCACCCAAGCGAAUGAAGUGCAAGAUAGUUCACAGACACAAGACCUAUGAUUUAAGAAUGCUUUCUUCCCUUACUGGAUCAUGGAAGUUCUCCUCUCAUGGUUAUACGUAUUACAUGAAUCUCUGUCAAGGAGUUCAUGAAGGACCCACUGACUGCCCUCCAUAUGCCAGUGUGUGCAGGAAGUCUAAAAAUGGUGGAACACGGAUAUUGGGGCUUGUUCACAGCCAGAAAAUAGAUGUUCGAGACACGCACCUUUUUGUGAAUUAUUCAAAUGGCUAUUUUAAGUGUAGUACAGGCAAACAUGCAAAGACUGUUAUACAACUGCAGUGUUCGUCAACAGGAGGGACACCCGAGCUCAAGAGGUUUAAUGAAAAAGAAUGUGAAUUUUUAAUUUCAUGGGAGACUCGUGCAGCCUGUGCAGUAAAACCACAAGAGGUUUACAUGGUGGGCGCGACCAUUAAAAACCCCUCAACUGGGAAGGAGGUGGAUUUGUCGGCUAUUUAUUCCAAGUUGUACAAAGCUUCUGGUGAUAUCAGGUCAAAUGGUGAUUCAUAUGUCUAUGAUAUUCAGCUUUCGGGAAUUGCUGACCCUGAGAAUGUUCAAUGCCAAGGCUCCAACAUUUGUCAGGUCAAGGUGAACCAGCCUGCCUUCAGGCGUAUUGGCGUACCAACCAAAGCAAAGUACUACCUCGAAGAUGAAGACCUGGAUGUGGUUUACACUUCCAACUCUGUGUGUGGGCGUGAUCCAGACAAGAACGUCUCUUCCACUGUACUAUUGCAUUGUAGCCAGUCGGCAGGAGAAGGGAAACCAGAUUUCCUACACGAGACGUCAGACUGCCAGUACCUGUUUACCUGGUACACCUCGACUAUCUGUGCCCUUGUGCCAGUCAUUGAUGUGAUUCCAGAUGAUAAAUCACAGGGUGGAGAUGAUGCCAAGGGCUUGUCUGGAAGGAGCAGAGCUGUGGGGGCAAUGCUGAGCGUGUUGUUGGUGGUGCUGACUGCCUGCUUGUUCAUCCUGCUAUUUUACAAACAGGAGCGAAGGGAAGCUAUUUUGCAAAAAGUGACUGGGUGUUGCUGGAGGAGAACAAGAGUUGCAUACAAGUAUACAAAGAUUAAUGGGGAGGAGGAGGGUGAUGAACAUGAGACGGAAUGGUUGAUGGAAGAAGUCACAUCAUCCGACGAGAGUUGUCCAAAGCCAGGAAAAGAGUGUCAGGAAAAUGGUCUGAACCAUGUCAUCACCCGACCUGUAAACCCGGACGUCUUUGGCUCGUUCCCACUGGACGAUCAGGACAGUGAGGAUGAGGUGUUGACGGUGCCCCAUGUGAAAGUCAGCUCCAGCAGGACACGUGAGCCCACGUCCAUUGGCAGAGAAAACCAGUGGCACCAGCACAAGCACUUCCACAGCGGAAGUGACGAGGAAUUGCUCGGUGUGCAGAAUGAGAGCAAGGGGAACUCGAACUCAAAGCCUCGAGUGAAGCGGGACAGGCCGACAAAAGGCUCCCAAAGUAUAACGUUUCACGACGACAGUGAUGAGGACAUGCUGAAAGUUUAACCAUUGUGCCUGUCUACUGACAAAUCUGAUAGGACAAACGCUGACAGACAUGGAUGUGAGGAGCCUGUCUGUCCUUUAUUCUGCUGAUAAUUUGAGUAACCCUGCUGAUCUGCAAAUUCUAAUGGAAGGGAACUGCAUAAACAAUCCUGACUGUUUACAGUGAUGUGUAAAGAAGAAAAAUUUCACUUCCUAGCAAUUGCCUAAAGGGUAUUUAUAAAAUAAAACAAGCUUGUGCACAUGGCCAUUUCAGGGGAUAUUGUACCUGAGUAUUGUAAAGAGCUCUGCGAUGCUUUAACUUUGAUCAACUUUUUUUUAUUUGAAACAAAUCAAAAGCAGGGGGAACAGAGUAAAAGAAUGUCUGUAGCUGGGUAUUUUUGAUUAGCUUCCAUGAAGCACUCCCUUUUGCAUUAAUAUUUAUUGGAAGUUGUGGAAAGAUAGCAAGGGUUUGUGGAUACCGGUACUGUAAUCUUUCUCCCAAGCAGGAAAAGGGAUGUGGGGAAAUUGGAGGGAUUCACCAUAAUCAUACCUUUUGGGGUUAUGAUUGAUGUCAAGAAAGGUCAUGUUAGAGGAAGGGCGAACUAUUGUUGUUUUGAGAGAUUGCUGUGCUACAUGCAGGAAUGUAAGAUGGCAGGCAAAUCAAUUUAGUCCUAUUGCAUGUCCCUCCUCUGCGUACCCUACAUUAUUAUUGUCCACAUUUGAUAGUUGGUACCAAAGUGCAGCAAUAUGUUUUGGGCAAAUGUUUUUUUUGUAUCUAAUUCAGGUUUGGGUUCAAAGAUUUUUAAUUAUUUAGCAAUCAAAGUUAUGUGAUUUUUGUUUUCCUAUGACAGGUUUGAUAAUUUUGUUGUAAUAUGAAGCACACCACUCAUUACAAUAAAACAUGAAAAUUCCCAAUCUGGUUAUGCUUCAUUUAAGACUAUCUUUUUGAGUCUGAUGUUAUAUAUAAAAUAAAAGAAAAA
Pristis pectinata (smalltooth sawfish) is the source of this 8553-nucleotide messenger RNA. It is a transcript of the gene igf2r, whose product is annotated as insulin-like growth factor 2 receptor. Gene Ontology annotation, biological process: lysosomal transport. The record is from RefSeq and is a predicted model, not a curated record. Gene Ontology annotation, molecular function: insulin-like growth factor binding; signaling receptor activity; D-mannose binding. The transcript has 48 exons. NCBI's taxonomy places the organism in Eukaryota, Metazoa, Chordata, Chondrichthyes, Rhinopristiformes, Pristidae. Gene Ontology annotation, cellular component: trans-Golgi network; plasma membrane; late endosome. The coding region runs from base 113 to 7597 and encodes 2494 amino acids.